Laccaria bicolor S238N-H82 is the source of this 1725-nucleotide messenger RNA. RefSeq lists its product as uncharacterized. The coding region runs from base 1 to 1725 and encodes 574 amino acids. Lineage: Eukaryota; Fungi; Basidiomycota; Agaricomycetes; Agaricales; Hydnangiaceae. The transcript is spliced from 2 exons. The record is from RefSeq and is a predicted model, not a curated record.
AUGCGUCAUCUCUUCGUUCUUCUGUCCGUCUUCUCCACACUUCUUCCGGCCGUUUUCGCUGCAGUUGACUUCCCAACAUGCCUAGCCAAUGUUCAAAACGGAUUAUUCGGGACCGUAGGUGGCAGAGACAACCACGGGAACCCUGUCGUCAUAUCAAACGCUACUGCCAUCACAUACGAGUUAUGCCUAGCAGCUUGUGGCGCCGGUCCAGAGCCUUUCCACUGGUCCGUUUUCUCCCAGCAGUUCAGCUCAUGGCUUUUGCCAUGGUUGGCUCUAGUGAGCCAACUCCCGUUUGGAUCCAACGACAAACUCGACAAUUUGGAGUCGGUGCUGCUGACAAUCGGCUCUCCAGCCCUGGCGGCCUAUUCCCUUGCCUUAACAGUGCUAAAUGGACGUUGGAUAGCACGUCGUUUUGCACGAUUCACAUAUCCUAAUGUCCGACGUGCCAUCCGUAUCCUCAACAGCUUACAACAAGCACCAUUGAGAGUAGUGAACGACGACGCACUCCUCGCUUCCCUUGUUGUCCUCCCACAGAACGAUGAAUGGUGGAUUGAACUCGAUGAUUGGCUUAACGAUGCACAUUCCUGGUCCAUUUCCGCGAUUACUUCCAUUGCCUGGGUUGUCAUCACAUACGUUUUCACUGUGGUGGACUCUUUCACCACAAAUCUGGGGUCAUCCAUCCAAGCAAAUGGACAGGCAGUCGGAUCGCUUUGGUUAUGGCUCCUGCCUAUCAUCAUUGGUUGGCUGAUGAUUUCGCCGAAAUGCGACUCUGUCAGAUUGAGCAGCAUGAUAGAGCGUGCAAAUAGAAUUGCCUAUGUCGCUACAGACGGGGGCAGCAUCAUACUUGCGAGAAAUGCUGGAACUGAGAAACGCGCUGUCGAACUCACAAUCUUGGAAUUGGAUCCGCUCACUCGCGAUGAGAAAUGCACGGCGCCCGUUUACAAUUACGCAAGGUUCCUGCCUUGGGUGAUGGCGGUGGAGGAGGUUUGUGAGGCAUUUCAUGGUGCAUCGGAUCACUAUCACGGUCACCGCUCUGUGGACCCGACCAUCGAUUGGGUCAUGGUUGACAGGAAGCAGCAACCUCACGAGCGUAAUCGCGUCGGCAAUAGGCGUCAAUUGGAGGAGUAUUGUAAGCCCCUCCACGCCCGGAUAAUUCGCAGCCGUUGGGGGCCGAAUGUGUUUUCGAGAAUGGCGAUCGCUUCGUUUCUUGCCAUGGUGUUGCAGUGGGGAACGGUAGGUUCAGCCAUCGUUGUCGCUUGGUUCACUCCCACCAUCGGGCUUGGUUGUCGUUCAGCUUCGUAUAUCGUCUACGGAGUUCUUUCUACCAUUGUUUGGAUCCUCCUCGUUUCCUCCAGCAUCCUUACACAUUACGCCACCAUGCAACCCCUCAAUCACUGGGAGCAACCUGUCAAUGACUGGUCCAUGAGGGCCGCGAGAUUGACCUCUAUCCUCCUUCGGCGUCUUGGGAAGUCGAUCGCCACCCUCAACUCCAUCUGGAUCUUCAUCUCAUGCCUGUUCCAGUUGAGCAACUUCUACGAUAGGUGCUACUGCAAUAGCAGUGUUUUCUGGCUAAAAGGCCGCGCCUACAAUGUCAUCCAGUUGAUGGCUGACGAUCUUGCAAGCACGAAGGGUGCGUGGUUAGGUGGUGUGUUUUUGGCGGGAGGGGUUGUGGUGAUUUAUGUUGGGUUCGUCGAAUUGUUCAGUGACCCACCUUUGCCGGACUAG